CUAUGAGGAUCCACUACCUUCUGUUUGCAUUGCUCUUCCUGUUCUUGGUGCCUGCUCCAGGUAAUGGAGGAAUCAUAAACACAGUACAAAGAUAUUAUUGCAAAAUAAGAAGGGGCCGAUGUGCUGUGCUUAGCUGCCUUCCAAAAGAGGAACAGAUAGGCCACUGUUCUACAGGUGGCCGAAAAUGCUGCCGAAAGAAGAAAUAAAAAAAUCUGGAAACUUGAUGAGAAUGUUGUAAACGGGGGAAGUGCCUCCUUGAAAUUUAUAAAAGAAAAAUUAA
Cynocephalus volans (Philippine flying lemur) is the source of this 280-nucleotide messenger RNA. RefSeq names its product beta-defensin 103A. Gene Ontology annotation, biological process: defense response to bacterium; cell chemotaxis. Gene Ontology annotation, cellular component: extracellular region. The transcript has 2 exons. Lineage: Eukaryota; Metazoa; Chordata; Mammalia; Dermoptera; Cynocephalidae. Bases 3 to 206 code for a protein of 67 amino acids. Gene Ontology annotation, molecular function: CCR6 chemokine receptor binding; chemoattractant activity. The record is from RefSeq and is a predicted model, not a curated record.